AUGAUUCUGUCACUGUGGCUGAAUGUGAUUACAGCCAGACCAUGCAACACGGAUGGUAUAUUCCUCCUCCCUGGCACUCCGCCCCCACCUUUGGAGAACGUAGCAACUGGCGACUGGACACCCUUUCGCAAUCGUACAGAAUUCGAAACGGCAGAGUUCCUGUAUACGCAAAAUCAGAUGCCGGCAGGUCAAAUCAACCGGUUGCUGGAUUUAUGGGUGUCUACCCUUGCGAAACAUGGCGACAAGCCGCCAUUCGCAGAUCAUUGUGAUCUGUACGACAUCAUCGAUAAUUCACCAUUUGGGGACGUGAAUUGGCAAAAUUUUACAGUAACUUACGAUGGUGAGAGACCUGAAGAUGGUACCAAGCCGUGGAUGGAUGACAAAUACGAAGUCUGGUUUCGUGACCCACGUGAAGUCGUGCACAAUAUGCUUGCAAAUCCAACAUACGCCAGUGAAGUAGACUACUGCCCCUAUCGAGAAUAUUCAACUGAGGGCGACAAGCGCCAGUGGAAGGAUUUUAUGUCUGGUGACUGGGCAUGGGAUCAGGCAGAUGAAAUAGCUAAGGACCCGAGCACGCUCAGCUCUACGUUUGUCCCUGUCAUCCUUGGCAGUGACAAAACGACAGUUUCAGUCGGGACAGGUAAUAAUGAGUAUUAUCCGCUAUACGCCUCAAUUGGGAACAUUCGCAACAAUGUUCGACGAGCCCAUCGUGAUGGAGUAGCAGUCAUUGGCUUCCUUGCUAUGCCGAAAACUACAAAGGAACAUGCUACCGAGGCAGUGUUCCGAAAAUUCCGUCGACAGCUGUUCCAUUCGUCACUCUCCAAGAUUCUCAACAUGCUGAAACCAGGCAUGACAACCCCCGAAGUCACUCGUUUUGGAGACGGUCACUACCGUCGGGUUAUAUACGGACUAGGGCCAUACAUAGCAGAUUAUGAGGAGCAAGCGCUGUUAGCAUGUAUCGUGCGUGGUUGGUGCCCUAAAUGUAUGGCAUCUCGCAAGGAUCUCGACAAAGAUGUGUUACAUCGUUGUCGUGAAUACACAGAAGCACUCGUUCAAGAAGGUUCCUUAGGUGACCUGUGGGAUGACUUUGGAAUAGUCGGGGAACUUGUAGCAUUUAUGAACGACUUCCCCAGAGCUGACAUCCAUCAGAUGAUCUCACCGGAUAUUCUCCAUCAACUCGUCAAAGGAGCAUUCAAGGACCACCUCGUCGAAUGGGCAGAUCAAAUUAUGGAUGAUAUUGAUUGCAGAAUUGCCGCUGUCGCCUCAUUUUCAGGCUUGAGACGAUUUCCUCAGGGACGUGGCUUCAAGCAAUGGACAGGAGAUGAUUCGAAGGCCCUGAUGAAGGUCUACUUGCCUGCCAUCGAGGGUCAUGUACCCGUAGAUGUUGUGCGCACCUUUCAUGCACUUCUCGAAUUUUGUUACCUAGUCCGUCGUAACAUAAUCACAGAAGACACUCUAGUCGAAAUCGAAGACGCUCUCUCACGCUUUCACCAUUACCGUAACAUCUUCAGGACGACAGGAGUGGUUCCUACCUUUUCCCUACCUCAUCAACAUUCACUCAAGCACUAUGUCCAAAACAUACGAUUGUUUGCUGCACCGAACGGCCUCUGCUCAUCGAUUACUGAAAACAAGCACAUCAAAGCGGUCAAGGAGCCAUGGAGACGAUCCAGCCGUUAUAAUGCACUUGGUCAAAUACUUGUGACCAACCAAUGGCUCGACAAACUUUCUGCAGCACGAGCUGACUUCACACGUCGGGGAAUGUUAACUGGUACUUGCCUCUCAGUAACUAUGGACGCCUUGGCACCAGCACCAGCACCUCUGCUGAUCGGCAUCGAUGAGGACCUGGAAAUUGAUGAUGGUCCGACGGUUCUACAAGCUUAUGUCCAGCUGGCGAAAACACGCCAGGGCAAAAAAUGUGCUCAAACUAUUCCUGCACUUGCCGAAGAACUCAAUAUUCCUAGUCUACCUGACCUCCUCAGACGCUUCUUAUUCCAACAGUUGCAUCCUAAAGAUCCUCGCGACCCAUCUAAUAUACCCCUCGCCAAAUGUCCCCUCUAUCUUAGCAAAAUCUUGGUCUUCAAUUCCGCAUCAUCACGAUUCUAUGCACCGAGUGAUUUGAGCGGGAUCGGUGGUAUGCGUGUUGAACACAUUCGUUCUUGCCCCAUCUGGCGGAACAAGUACCAGUGCCAUGACUGUGUUUUCGUCAACACAGACUCCAGUUUGCCUGGCAUGCAAGGCCUCGAAGUCGCCCAUGUUCGUGCAUUUUUCUCAUUCAGGUACCGGGGCAGGUUAUAUCCCUGCACUCUAAUAAGCUGGUUCAACAAAGUUGGCGACGCCCCAGAUGAAGAUACAGGAAUGUGGAUAGUUCGUCCUGGAUUUGGAGCAGACAGUGCUCCAGGGUACGCGGUCAUUCAUAUUGACUCUAUUUAUCGUGCUGCACAUCUUAUUCCCAUGUAUGGCGUGCAAUUUGUGCCCCGGGAGCUCAAAUUUUAUCAUUCAUAUGACGCAUUUCAAGCCUACUAUGUGAACAAAUACGCUGAUCACCACGCAUUCGAGAUUGCAUUUUGA
Molecule: messenger RNA, 2568 nt
Organism: Suillus fuscotomentosus
Lineage: Eukaryota; Fungi; Basidiomycota; Agaricomycetes; Boletales; Suillaceae
Exons: 10
Coding region: 1-2568 (855 amino acids)
Source: RefSeq, a predicted model, not a curated record